Plasmodium inui San Antonio 1 is the source of this 2397-nucleotide messenger RNA. RefSeq lists its product as hypothetical. The transcript has a single exon. NCBI's taxonomy places the organism in Eukaryota, Apicomplexa, Aconoidasida, Haemosporida, Plasmodiidae. The record is from RefSeq and is a predicted model, not a curated record. The coding region runs from base 1 to 2397 and encodes 798 amino acids.
AUGCAAAAUGUACUUCCCAUAUGGAGGAGGAAGAAACAACUGAUCAAUAAGACUGCACAGAGUGGGCAUUAUUUUCUUACCCACUUGGGAAAAAGGCUACUUAUCGAAAGUGCGCCGCAGACAGGCAGGGAGAACCGUGGCAUGGGUCCAGCCCAAGUGGUAUCCCAUUUGAGAGGCAGAAUGGACGGCGUCUCAACUGAAGAGAGGAAUAAAUGUAUUUCCCUAUUCUGCACUGCGAGGGGAUACCACACCGCUAAGGGUAUGCAAAAAUUGUGGCUGCAGCGAUCUGAAACAGAUAUGAAUUUUGAACAAAUCACACGCAUUUUGAAGUCCCUGGGGAGGGAAAAAACAACUUCGGAGGAGAAAAAAAACACAGAAAGAAAAGUCACCUUGCUACUACCACAUAUAUAUAAAGAAUGCGAAAGAAACUACAUCCACUUUUCGUGCAUUUUACACAACCUGAAUAAGUUAAGGGAUAAAUUAACCAAGGAGUAUAAGGAAGAGGUGUAUAUCAAAAUGGGGGAAUUAUUUCUUCGCAAUGUUAGUGUCUUUACCAUCAAAGAAAUGACGAUCAUAUUAAAAUGUUUGGUGGAGGAGAGAAAAGUGAAGUAUGACAAAAUGGUGCAGUUCUGCGCGUACAAAUUUAUGUACAUGUUAUGUAUGGACAUUUUACACAGAAUGAGAAAGGAGCCUUCGUUUAAUUUUCUCUUCCUUUCCGUCCUUUGCACACAUUUUAAGGGGUGCAUAGAGAAUUAUUUUUUCUCCAACGUGGGGAAUACCAACGGGGAGGAUGAAAUGGACCGUUUUUACCAAACCUUGCGUAGUCUACGAAGCAGCACUGUUCACGGAGUUGUUGCGAGUUGUUCAGAAAAUGGAUCUCCCAGACAUGGAAGCAACGUUUUCAACCUCCAUGACGUGUCUGCUUUUAUGUUUUUUUUGACGAGAUACAAAUCGGCUUGUUGUCCUAUGUACACAUUCCUAUCGCAUGUGUACGUGUCGGUGAGCUUCCUGGGGGAAAUGGUCCACCCUUUUCAUGCGAAGCUAGAACGUCACUUUUUGAAGUUCGAAAGAGGUCCGAAGUUUUGCUUUUCAGGGGGGACUCUCGCAGGGGGGACUGCUCCUACGGAGCAGCACAUGGACGAGAUCGACGAGGAGUACACACGUGAACGCCCCGACGAAGUGGAAGACUCGCAGAAUGACCUCACAUCAAUAUCAAAAGGAGAAAUAAUGCAAUAUAUCUCACGUUUAUUGCAGAGUGAGAACCGCUUCAACCGUACUCCUCCUUCACCUGUGCAGAGGAAGUGGAAUAAAGAAAGUGAGAUCACGCGGGAGAACGUCCACAGCAUGGCCGUCAUCAUCCAUAGUAGUGUCAAAGCAAAGGAGCGAAACGUAUUCACAUACGUCUUAGCAAAUUAUCUUCUACUAAAAUGUACAGAUUUUUUAAAUUUAAUCGACAUAUGCAACAUGUUCGAAUUGUUCAUUUUGGACAGAACAACUUUUGCAGGGGCCGAUGUGUAUGAUGCAUUUUUUGCAAAAAUCCGGCGGUUAAUCAUGGUUGAGGCGAGCAUAAAGACGAUGGCAAUAUUCUGCAUAAGCAGCGCACGACUGAGGGGAGAGCUGCGUGCAUCCUUCGUGGACAACAUCCUGGCGUUGUACCGAGUCAUUUUGCAGAAAGGAAGGGGGUUAUCUGUAAAAUACGCAAACAACAAUCGGAGAAAUCACAAAAAUUUGUCAUUCCCCUUUGGAAGAGAAAAUACCGUGAUUUUUGUUAAUGUGGGUAAUUUUCUGUCCAGCCAUAAAAUCAGUUCUCUGUUUUAUUUACUCUACUUGAGGAAGUUUAACGACUUUUUAAAUGCUUUACUUGUUCAUAAAAAAAAGGGCCAUUGUUGUGCCUCCCUGAUAAGCGUAAUUGAUAUGUUCGAUUUGCUCAAAAUAUUUGUCACGGUUUUUAAGAUGUACGAACAGAAUGGUCAUUAUGAAGGAAGACGAGGGGCGGAAAUUUCAAUACAUUUAGACAAUUCCUCUGAAUACUUGCUGCAAUUUUUGGAGGAUAUUUGCUUCGAAAAGAUAAUUUCUGUAGAGGAGCAUUUUUCGAAGGAUGGGCCACACGCCUAUGCGCAGGCGGAUCGUCUGAAGAGAAUAAAAAUUCUGAAUAGGUCAUGUUAUUUUUUCACAUUGUUACUCCCCAUGAUUAAAAAAUUGCAAAUGGGGAACAUCAUUAAUGACAGGACUGGGAAGUUACUAACCCGAGUUUUCACGUCUUUUAAAGGCAGCAUAAGCAAAAGUUACCAAGACGAACUUCUUAGCGGCAACUGCAAGAGCGGCCAAAGCAGCGGACGUUAUGUGCACGUUUGGAACUUUUUUUUUAUGUUGAAUGAUGCGCGUGCCAAGGGGUGA